Messenger RNA from Leishmania mexicana MHOM/GT/2001/U1103, 2724 nucleotides. RefSeq lists its product as hypothetical. The coding region runs from base 1 to 2724 and encodes 907 amino acids. The record is from RefSeq and is a predicted model, not a curated record. The transcript has a single exon. Lineage: Eukaryota; Euglenozoa; Kinetoplastea; Trypanosomatida; Trypanosomatidae.
AUGGAGCACGAGAAGCAGAUCGCCGCCACAGCUCGCACUGGAACCCAGUCGGUGAACUCUGGAGUCUCGGUACUGCAAACCCUCCAAAAUGAGAAUGACGCCCUUCGAUCAGAGAUGCUGCGGUUGAAGCAGCGCAAAGCGCACAUGCAGCGGCAGCUAAAUGACUUGCGUGCGGUGGCAGAGCGGAUGGUGAGGGAGGCGGCAAUGUCGAGCAAGGAGCAAGUGCGUGCUCUGGAAGAGCGUUGCCGACUGCUCGCAGAUCGGCUUGUUGGAUCGAAGCGGGAGGAGCAGGUGGCCGAGACGGCACGCGUAAGCUUUCUCUUGCGCUCGCAGAUUGAGGAGCGUCGGUUCCUGAAGCGCGGAUUGGAGGCGAUGCAGGAGGUUCUGGCCGGUGCGGGCGGCAGCGCGGCGUCUGCAUCCAGGAGUGACCAACCCUCCACCAACGCUUCUACUCGUCCAAAGGACAAGGAGUCGGAGGGAGAAGUGCACAUGGGGGACCUGCACCGUUUGAUGAUGACCGUCUCAGGCUCCCUGCACGCCCAUACAGCUUCCGCAAAGCUCGAGAAGGCGCGCAUUCGGCUGACUCUCGAACAGGCUUCCUCGCUUCUAGAAGAGCUGCACGACGCCGUAGAAGAUGCGACGCGCGCUGCUUUCGACGCUGCUGCUCAGGCCAGUGCUGCCUGCGACGCUGGCACCACAUCGCCGGCUGGUGGUGACGUUUUUCAACUCUCGUCGGUGCUGAUGGCUCCCUGUGGGGCGCCUGCCAGCGCAGUGCAGAACGCCAGUGGGUUCACUCCUGGUCACCGUGGUGGUGGGCACAACGGCCACCUUGCCGGCUCUGCCGACGCCGCCUCGUCUCUUCGCCACCAAGGUGCGGGAGCCUCUCCACUCGCUUACUCAAUGAUGAUGCCGUCGUCAUUCGCGCAACUUAGCUUGGAGCUGGAGUGGGUGUGCGACGUGCUGAAGGCUUGUAUGAAGGGUACAGCGGAGGUACACGCACUCAUUGGCGCCGCUGCGGAGGGUCUCAAGGCUCCGCUGUCGCUGUUACAGCGACGCUGCGACGCGGGCGACUGCUUCUCGACGACCGAGCAAGUACCUCUGCUGCCGUCAGCAGCCAGUCCAGAAAUGAACGCGCUGCUCCGCAGUUUUUUCGAGGAUCUCUGGACUCUCAAGCAACAGGCCGCCCGACAGCAGGAGGGCAUGGCGCGACAGCUGGCGCAAGAGGUGGAGCGGCACUUCCAGUCGACGCAGCAGUACGAGGAGCGCGUAAAGCUGCUCGAGGCUGAGUGUGCUCGGCUGCUCUUUUACGUGGAGCGGCAGGCGGCGCGGAGGCCGGGAAUAGAUGCGACGACACAGACCUCUUUCCGUCAGAACACAACAGUUUCCACGACCCUCAUGCCGGCCUUGGUGCCCGUCCAGGAUACCUUUGUCACACCAGAGCGCUACGUAGCGAGUCGCGAUGUGGCGAAGCUGUCUGAGAGGAGAAGCGCUCGGCCUCCACGAAAGUCUUCGGCGGCGACAUCGCGCGUGCUUCUCGCUGGGCAGCGGACCCCUCCUCGGGUAAGUAGCCCGUUAGGGCCCAAGGAGGCGCAGCAUGCGGCCCUUCCCUCCUCGGCUGGCCGCACCACGGAGGUUGAUGACCCGGCGCACGCGAACCACGACACCACGCCGCGCUACUUUCAGAAGAGCCUCUCGUUUAGCCGGCCCUCCUCACCCGCGAAACAGUCGCGCGCCACCGCGCCUAACGUUCCGUCUCCCGCGGCGUCUGAGAUUAGGUCUGCGUAUAGGGAUAGAAAGGUCACGCUGCAACGCCGCGCUUUAGAGGCCCUGCGGUCACCGCCGCGACCUCACUCUCAACUGCUCUCUCCUGCGCCCCCUCCUGCGCAUCCAAAUGCCCUCACCACCACUAGCGCCUCGACUGCCCCCGCACACAGUCUCUCUCCGCGGCGGCGCUCGACGACGGUGUCCAUGCCGUCGCGAUCGCGAGGCACGGCACCGUUUUGGCCCGGCUCCUCGACAGCAACGCAUUCCUCUGCGUCGUUCACGUCCAAAAGGCGUUCUCCAGUGCGUCCCGGCAACGCCGGGGACAGCUUGGUGUCGCCGCACAACCACACGCACACCGCUGCUGCCUCUCUUCCCUCUGCAGAGCCGUGGCCUGCCAUCGCGACUGCCGCCGUGCCGCGAGACUCUACCCCUUCUCCCUCUGGCACCUCCGUCGCCACUCCCCGUCUAGGGCGCGAGACGAGUCGUCACAGCACCCAUUUAUCACAGCAGAUUUACGGUGAGGCAGCCGCCGACGUUUUCUCCUUCCACUCUGCCACCUUCGGCGGCGCUCACUCGGCACUGUCAUCGGUCCGGCGCCUUCAGUCAGAGUCUUCGCGGCUGAGCGACGUUGGUGGCACUGCAGAGGUGCAGACACCGUCCCCUCGGCAGCCAGUGCGGCUCUCAUUGCACCUCAACCGCGCUUCGCCUGGUGAGGCCGCCGCGCUGAGGACUGCACGGCAGCUUCACACCCCGCCCUCUCCUGUCUCGGCGGUACUGUCGGGGCACGUCCUUGGAGACGGUAGCAGGGUGGACAUCUCGCGACAGGCGGAGACGUCGAGCACCCCUCCGAUUUGGCGUCGUAUCAAGGAGGAGGCGUCCUUUCAACUCCAACAUCUACCCUCGCCUAUUGCCAGCGGUGACGCCUCCUCGUUGUUCGGCACACCUCGCGAAGUGCCGUGA